Messenger RNA from Durusdinium trenchii, 655 nucleotides. Lineage: Eukaryota; Dinophyceae; Suessiales; Symbiodiniaceae. The record is from the annotation of a GenBank genome assembly.
GCCGGUGGAGCGGAAAUCAUGGAGCCAGGCAGUGUCGCGGGACUGGCAAGCUUUGUCGAAAGCGCCACCGGCUGUUCGGGCCGAUCCCCGUCUUGGUCUGGCCGCGGUGAGGCAAGACUGGCGGGCCUUCCAGUUUACAUAUCAGAACCUCCGACAAGACAAGGAGUUUGUUUUGGAGGUCUUGAAGAGUUCUGGCUUGGCACUACAGUUUGCAUGUGAAGCUCUACGAUGCGACCGCGAGGUGGUGUUGGAAGCUGUCCGCCAGGACGGCUGUGCUCUUCGGCAUGCUUUCUUUCAGUCCUUCAGAGAAGACUUCGACGUCGUCAAGGAGGCGAUCGCCAACGACUGGAGGGCCUACAAGUAUGCUUCGGGGGAGUUGAAAAGGAACAAAGACUUAGCGCUGUUCGCCAUCGAGCAGAGUUGGCAAGUGAUACAAUUCAUAGAUGAGGAGCUCCAUGACGACCUUGACGUCAUGAGUGCUGCUGUGACACAAAAGGGUGAGGCACUUCGCUAUGGAAGCGAUCGACUACGAAUCCACCCUGCCCUUGUCAGCCAAGCGGCCAAUGAUGGCUAUGAGGUUGUUACGGAAGGCAACGACGUAGCGCUGCAGCUGAGAACGCAUGGUAUCACUUGGGCACCGCGGCCUGUUCGAUGA